This is a messenger RNA of Salvia hispanica, 965 nucleotides long. NCBI's taxonomy places the organism in Eukaryota, Viridiplantae, Streptophyta, Magnoliopsida, Lamiales, Lamiaceae. The record is from RefSeq and is a predicted model, not a curated record.
AUGUUUUUCAGCUCGAAAUCAACCGGAAAAGGCAGCGAGGAAAAUGGACUCCGCAGAGGUCAGGAGCUCAAAAGCGGUUCACGGCGGUGGCGGCGGCGGCGGCGGCGGAUACACUCUCUCCCGGCAGUCCGGUUCGCGAACGAGGACAUACUAUUCUGCAUUGACGUCGGCCCGGAAACGUUGGCGGAGAUGAAGGUGAACGGGCCCAACGGUCGGCCCUACACCCGAUUGGAAUCAAUAAAGCAGGCGAUUAUGCUAUUCGUGCACUCGAAGCUCAGCAUCAAUCCCGAUCACCGUUUCGCGUUCUCCGCCCUCUCCAAAUCCACCUAUUGGCUCCGGAAAGAUUUCAGCAGUGAAGUUGAUGCAUCACUUUCUGCUCUACGAGGUCUCUCAGUGGAUUCAUCCGCUAGUCAGGCAGAUCUCACUCAGCUUUUCAAAGUAGCAACUCAUGAAGCAAAGAAAUCCCGUGCUCAAAAUCGUAUAUUCCGCGUGAUCUUGAUCUACUGUAGGUCAUCCAUGCCGCCACAAUCCCAGUUGCCUUCAACUCUGAAGCUCUUCACCUUGGAUGUGAUGUACCUACACGACAAACCUGGACCUGAUAACUGUCCACAAGUGGUGUAUGAUACACUGGUUGACGCCCUCGAACGAAUCAGUGAGUUCGAAGGCUAUAUAUUCGAGAGUGGUCAAGGACUGACUCGUGCCCUUUUCCGAAACAUGUGCCAGUUGUUGUGCCAUCCUCAGCAGCGUUGCAUUCAGGACGAACUGGACCUUCCCAAGUCUCUGGUGAAGAAGUCUCCUGCAGCUGACGCGUUGCAAGGGGAUGACAACGUCGUCGUCUCCAGCCAGUGACUGAAAUGUAAUUAUCAAGAAUCUAAGGUAACUCUCCAGCCACCAUAAUGCUGUUUUAUCUGUCUGAAUUUGUUAGCUCUAUUACGGUAAAUUUGAUGGAGUGUUUAUUAAAUUCA